UGGGGUUGUGUACAUUCCGAACGACUGUAAGGAAAAAUCUUACUACCUCACGACUCAUUGAGCGCCUCAAGCAGGUGUUCAUGUGUGAGUUUUCCAAGCAGAAUCGUUUGAUGUUCAAAGGAGGAGUGCAACUCCUUCUUCUCAUCGGCGAAAUGUCAAAUACUGCACUGUAGCGUUUUUUUCAAGGACACAGGCCCAAAUCCAAGCGUCAAGGUUACAAGUGUAUUGUUUACCCUUUUCCCUCCUUGUGUUGUGGCUUUUGCGUUGCCCUGACCUGGCUCACAACCAACGUUGACAGCCUAUAAAGAGGAAGAAACGCUCGUGCCUGCGCCGCUUUCGUCGUCGCGUUUCGUCUUGUGCGAAUUUGGAAUCGACCUUCUUAUGGAGCUGAUCUCCGCUUGUGAACGGACAAUGACUGUGGUGGACUUGGAGGCGAUAGUGUCGGAACUAGCCCCCACGGCCCAGAAUGCAACUGUGGGGGCAGCGGCUGGCAUUUCCGUGGCAACCAGAAGUCUGAUUUUACUCUUCUGUCUACUGCUGGUGGCCUGGAACCACACGGAGAAGCGAGGAGUUCCAGGUCCAUAUUUCUUUCUGGGAUUGGGCCCGUUUUUGUCAUACGUGAGGUUUAUUUGGACGGGAAUAGGCACAGCCAGCAAUUACUACAACGACAAGUACGGGGACAUUGUCAGAGUUUGGAUCGAUGGAGAAGAGACUCUCAUUCUCAGCAGAGCGUCGGCUGUGCACCACGUUCUCAAGCACGGGCACUACACCUCACGGUUUGGGAGCAAGUUAGGACUCAGCUGCAUCGGGAUGAAUGAGAGAGGCAUAAUAUUUAACAACAACGUCACCCAGUGGAAAAAGAUACGCACGUAUUUCACCAAAGCCCUGACAGGCCCGGGCCUUCACCAGACCUCGGAGGUGUGCAUCUCGUCCACACGCACGCACCUCGACCACUUGAGGAAGGCCGCCGGAGGAGGCGGAUUGACGAACGUGGACGUUCUCGGUCUGCUGCGUUGCACCGUGGUGGACAUCUCCAACAGGCUCUUCUUGGACGUGCCGUUCAACGAGAAGGAGCUGAUGCAGAAGAUUUUAAAGUAUUUCGACACAUGGCAGACCGUCCUGAUCAAACCAGACGUCUACUUUAAGUUUGGCCAGCUUCACCGGCGGCACAAGGCGGCGGCCCAGGAGCUCCAAGAUGCCAUCGAGGGCCUCGUGGAGCACAAAAGAAGCGAAAUGGAGCAAGCAGAUAAACUGGACAACAUCAACUUCACUGCCGAGCUCAUAUUCGCACAGAAUCGCGGCGAACUUUCCGCUGAGAACGUGAGGCAGUGCGUGCUGGAGAUGGUGAUCGCCGCACCGGACACUCUGUCGGUCAGCCUCUUCUUCAUGCUGCUGCUUCUCAAACAGAAUCCAGACGUGGAGCUGCAGCUGCUCCAGGAGAUAGACGGCGUCCUGGGCGACAGAACCCUGCAGAACGAUGACCUUCCCAAGCUGCAAGUGCUGGAGAGCUUCAUCAAUGAAUGCUUGCGCUUCCACCCGGUGGUGGACUUCACCAUGCGUCGCGCGCUUUCCGAUGACAUCAUCGACGGCUACAGGGUUCCCAAGGGCACAAACAUCAUUCUGAACACAGGCCGCAUGCAUCGCACUGAGUUCUUCCCCAAACCAAAUGAACUGAGUCUGAAAAACUUUGAGAAAAAUGCCCCACGUCGCUACUUCCAGCCGUUCGGCUCCGGCCCUCGAGCCUGCGUGGGCAAACACGUCGCUUUGGUCAUGAUGAAAUCCAUCCUGGUGACGCUGCUGUCCCAGUAUUGCGUGUGCCCCCAUGCGGCGUUGACGCUGGACUGCCUGCCUCAGACCAACAACCUCUCCCAGCAGCCUGCGGCCCACCAGCAGGACAGCCGACGUCUCACCAUGACGUUCUUACCCAGACAGAGAGGACACCGGGACCCUCUUUGAGACAUUCCCAAUGGUCUUUUUCUGUUCCUCGACAUUUAUAUAGUGACUACAUAAAGCACAAUAUUACCUACCUAUUUAUUAGGUGCACCUUAUUCAAUAUAAAAACUUCAAAAUUACCAUGUGAACGCUAUCACGUUUUAUUGUUGCAUGACUGUACAGAGCUUAUUUGUGCCGUGUUGUCGAAAUGUAUACCAUACCGUAAUAAACUGUAUUUUAUUGUUAGUAUUUUUCAUUUUCAAUAAAUUAUUGCACAAGA
Phyllopteryx taeniolatus (common seadragon) is the source of this 2212-nucleotide messenger RNA. RefSeq names its product aromatase (gene cyp19a1a). The record is from RefSeq and is a predicted model, not a curated record. The coding region runs from base 382 to 1956 and encodes 524 amino acids. Gene Ontology annotation, molecular function: oxidoreductase activity, acting on paired donors, with incorporation or reduction of molecular oxygen; heme binding; monooxygenase activity. NCBI's taxonomy places the organism in Eukaryota, Metazoa, Chordata, Actinopteri, Syngnathiformes, Syngnathidae. The transcript is spliced from 9 exons.